Molecule: messenger RNA, 941 nt
Organism: Arabidopsis arenosa
Lineage: Eukaryota; Viridiplantae; Streptophyta; Magnoliopsida; Brassicales; Brassicaceae
Source: the annotation of a GenBank genome assembly
ACGCUCUCUAUUUCUGUAUUGUCACUAUGUGUACUAUUGGUUACGGUGACAUCGCUCCGUUGACUCCAUGGACAAAGAUCUUCGCUGUUGUUUUCGUUUUAUUCGGGUUCGGGUUCUUGGAUAUCUUACUUAGUGGUGUUGUUAAUUACGUUUUGGAUCUUCAAGAGAGUAUGAUUCUCACCGGAAUCCAAACGAAGCAUAAUCAUCAUCAUCACCAUAGAUUCUCUGCUAAAGAUUACAUAAUUGAUUUUGAGAAAGGGAGGAUGAGGAUAAGGAUGAAAGUUGGAUUAGCGUUAUGCGUCGUCGUUUUGUGUAUUGGUGUUGGUGCUUUGGUUUUACAUUUUGUUGAAGAAUUGGGUUUUGUUGAUUCGGUUUAUUUGUCGGUUAUGUCUGUGACUACCGUUGGUUAUGGUGAUCGAGCUUUUAAAACGCUUGAAGGGAGGCUUUUUGCGGCGAUUUGGCUUCUUGUUUCCACUCUUGCGGUGGCGCGUGCGUUUUUGUAUUUGGCGGAAGCGAGGAUUGAUCGCCGGCAUCGGAAAGCUGUUAAAUUGGCGUUGAAUAGAGAUAUCACUGUUGAUGAUUUGCUCAAAGCUGAUACUUAUCAUCAUGGUUUCAUCAGUAAAUCAGAGUAUAUAGUGUUCAAGCUUAAGGAAAUGGGGAAGAUCACUGAGAAAGACAUUAACCAAGUUGGGAUGCAGUUCGAGAAACUUGAUCCUAAUAAUUUAGGAAAAAUCACAUUACCUGAUCUUUUGGGUGGUCCUUUGUGACAAAAGAACAUUCGCUGUCUCUGCUUUUUUUUUUUUUUUUCCUUUUUCAAGAAAAAUAACUGAAUAUAUGUAGCAGCAGCAGUGAUUCAUACAAAGAAUUAUCCUCUCAAAUUAUAAGAGAUGAUAUAAAUGUAUAUGUAUUAUUUUUGCUCUCUAUAAAAAUUCUGUUCAAAG